Venturia canescens is the source of this 2108-nucleotide messenger RNA. RefSeq names its product NAP domain-containing protein SET (gene Set). Gene Ontology annotation, cellular component: chromatin; nucleus. Gene Ontology annotation, molecular function: histone binding; chromatin binding. NCBI's taxonomy places the organism in Eukaryota, Metazoa, Arthropoda, Insecta, Hymenoptera, Ichneumonidae. Gene Ontology annotation, biological process: nucleosome assembly. The record is from RefSeq and is a predicted model, not a curated record. The transcript has 5 exons. The coding region runs from base 418 to 1395 and encodes 325 amino acids.
UCUUAGCGCGUUAGCGGCGACGAGAAGUUAGAUCGCGGUGUGCGGUGUUUCAAGGUUCGGGCGGCAUUCGCACCCGAAAUUGUAUCGUGAAAAUUGAGCUAACUCACGUUCGUUUUUUACGAGUAUAGACCGUUUCCUUACGUACUAAAGUGGCAGUAUUAAUUGGAUCAUUGAGAAGAAUAAAAACGGACAAGCGAAACAAAAUAGCAGUGCGCUAAGUGGCGCGUAUUAAGAUACAUAUAUACACAUAAAUAUAUACACGAGCGCGCGCACAAAUACACACGCGGUUAGUGAUAUAUACGUAUACACGCAAGAGAGUAAAAUCUCGGUGGUAAACAGCGAGUGUGCGACGUGUGUGCGACGGUGGAUAGCCGCGCGCGGUGAGAGAGCCUUCUCUCGAGUGUAGCCGAAAAAAGCAUGGCUUCACCUAAUAAAAAGAUCAAAAAGCUAGAGGAACGAGGUUCCGGCGACGGUAUGGACAGUCGUGAUUAUGAUUUAGAGAUACAAAAGACUCUCGAGGAAAUUGACGGUUGUCAGAAUCAGAUUGACGGUCUUAACGAGAAAGCGAGCGAUGAAAUACUGGAAGUCGAAAAGAAAUACAACAAAUUACGCAAACCGUUCUUUCAAAAACGCAACGACAUCAUCAAGAGGAUACCAAACUUUUGGGUGACAGCUUUUGUAAACAAUAAGAAAAUAGCAGAAAUACUUGAAGAGGAGGAAGAAGAUGCUCUUCGGUAUCUGAACAAGUUGGAGGUUGAGGAAUUUGAGGACAUUAAAUCGGGCUACAGAAUUAAUUUUUAUUUUGACGAAAAUCCUUAUUUCGAGAAUACUGUACUCACGAAAGAAUUUCAUCUCGGUUCAUCCGGAGAUCCAGCAUCCCAGAGCACACCGAUACGUUGGAAAGACGGAGCUGAUCUGAUCAAAAGGCUAAAGGGUAAGGGACAAUUGAAAGGACGAAAAAGGCCACUGGGACACAGAUCAUUCUUCGAUUGGUUCACGGAUCAUGGAGAUCCAAGUUCGGAUGAGAUAGCCGAAUUAAUCAAGGACGAUAUGUGGCCCAAUCCCCUGCAGUACUAUCUCGCGCCGGAUAUGGACGUUGAAAACGGUAUUGAGGUCGAUGGUGAGGACAUUGACAGCGAAGAUGAUGAGGAAGAUGAGGAUGUCGCUUCGGGGGAUGGAGCUGGGGAGGAUGUUGAAGGUGAAGAAGGCGUCGAAGGCGAAGAUAUUGAUGACAGUAUAGUAGUGGUGGAGGACGACGUGGACGAAGAAGACGACGAAGAGGAGGCUGUGAACGACGAUGAAGACGCUGUUAACGAGGAAGAUGAUCUGCUGGUCGAUGAAGAAGUCGAUCGUGAGGAUGCUGAUGGAGACGAAACCGAAAGAACUCGGUACUGAGAAAAAUCGUAGAUUUUUGGUGCCCUACGCCCACGUUGAACGGAGAGAUCGCGCAAUGCCUCUAAAAACGAUAAAAGAAACAAACGAGUAAUGAGUCAUCAAUCAAGUCUGUCAUGAAUUUUAAAAGAAAGAAAAGAACAAAAAUCGAGUCUUCGGGAGCUUGAAAAGCAAGAGGGAUAUCUUCUGCCCGUGGGACUGUUGAACGAUACAUAAUUAUUACAUUAAUAAUACGGUAGAAUAAGUGACGAAAGAACAAAAACAACUCGAAAGCUCGUCAGGCAGAUUCUCAUGUACGUGCAUAGAGAGCUCACGUUAUCACGUGAAAUAUCGCAUUGUAUAAUUUUGUUUCCGUGCCAACGAUAAUCAGAAGUCGCGCCCGGAUUUGCAAACGUACGUAGCAAAAAGUGCGGCCGCAUGAUGUCAAACAAAAAGAAAUUGUAGAUUUGUUAUUUAUGAGAUUUUAAAUCCUGAUCUUUUUUCGUCAAUUUUAUUCGUCAACUCAAUCGCCUUUAGCAUUAUCCAGAAUGAAUUUUCGUGCUCAUGAGCUCUGGCAAUUUUCGAGAACUCUUGUUUCUGCCUCCAAUAUUAAACCGAUUCAAAUUUCUUUUAUCGACGUGCGUUUCAACGAGCGCAGAAUAGAUCUGUAAGUAUUAAUCUCUUUAUUUCGGAGUCAAAUUUUGUAAUGUAAUAAAAGAACAAAUGAAUUUCCACUA